AAAAGAUAAAAAUAUAAUAUUUCACUAAGAAAGCAAUGAAAUAUAUUUUUUAUAAAUGAUUAAUAUAGUUGUUAAUGAGUAAACCGCUAAUAGUCGUUUUAUAAAGAGUUUAGGGCGUCAGGGUGAGGUAGUGGCCGCCAUCAACAAGUAUUGAAGAGUCAUCAGGAAAAUGUCUACUCAAGCUGCAGCUGAACAGAGUAAAGUUAAACAUUCCAAAUUCAAGCAGAAGUUCAAGCAGCAGCGACUACCAGCAUGGCAGCCCAUCCUGACAGCCGACACAGUGUUGCCCGCCUUCUUCCUCAUCGGUCUCCUCUUUGUUCCCCUCGGUGCUGCCCUCCUCUUCUUCUCCAGGAGUGUGCAAGAAUUACAGCUGGAUUAUACAGAUUGCUUGAGUACAACACACAUGGAGAAAGGUGAACCAAGGGCAUGCAGAGAUGUCAUUAAAGACAACAUCUCGGAGACAUGCACCUGCCAGAAAAACUUCACCGUUUAUGAAUCUUUUGAGAAGAAUGUUUACCUUUACUAUGGAUUAGACAACUUCUACCAGAACCAUCGCCGGUACGUCAAGUCUCGCGACGACAAGCAACUGCUGGGCAAAGACGACACGGCCGUCUCCAAUGAUUGUAGUCCUUUUGGCACUGAUGGUGAGGGUAUGGUGUACGCUCCUUGUGGGGCCAUCGCCAACUCCAUGUUUAACGAUACGUUGAAACUUUUUGAAAUAAAGCUGGGUGGCCAGGCAGAGGAGCUGAACCUGAUUAAAACAGGCAUCGCGUGGCCAUCAGACCGCAAGAUCAAGUUCAACAACCCCCCCGGAAGUCUCAAUUCAACUGGAGCUUUCAAGAAUAACGUUAAACCACCGUACUGGACGAAGAACGUGUAUGAACUAGACAAACAGGAUCCCAGCAACAACGGCUACAAGAACGAGGACCUGAUCGUGUGGAUGAGGAGCGCCGCCUUCCCCACGUUCCGUAAAUUGUACCGAAAGAUUGACCACAACAUGACCGGAUUUAAGUUUAGCUUCCCCAAGGGCCAGUAUUACCUGGAGGUGGAAUACAACUACCCAGUGGACUCGUUCGGGGGGAAGAAGCGAAUGAUCCUGUCAACCACCAGCUUCUUGGGAGGGAAGAACAACUUCUUAGGAAUUGCUUACAUCACUGUUGGGUGUAUUUGUCUACUGCUGGGCAUUAUAUUCCUUAUUAUCCACAUCAAGUUUGGCAAGAGAUCUGUGGAUCAGUUGAACAUCAACCAGAACACACCAUAUAGUGACUAGCCCAGCGUCCUCCAUACUACACUCUAGUUGCUAAUACAAAGACAAAUUACACUUUAAUUAAUUGCUAGAAAAUUUGUUGUCCGUGGUGAUGACAUUCUAAUCUUUUAUUAAUGUAUAAUAGAUUUCCUCUGGGCUGUUGAGAAGGAAAUUAUUUAUUUACAAAUUGUGAACACAUUUUUUGUUAUUAUUAUUAUUAUUAUUAUUAUUAUUAUUAUUAUUAUUAUUAUUAUUAUUAUUAUUAUUAUUAUUAUUAUUAUUAUUAACUAGUCCAAGUUGGUUUAGUACCAUAAGCUGUUGAAGCCCAGUUUUGUACAGAAGCAAAUGUUAAUGGUUUAUUAUGGUGAUAAAGUUCCAGUAUUACCCAAAUUUCACCACAUUGUAGUAUUGGCUCUAAUUAUUCUUUUUCAACAUCAUGGAUAAAUAAAUUGACAUUGUUUCUUCACAAUUUUGAGCUGCGAGUCCCUCUUGAGUAUUACAAAGCCAGAGAAGUUUAAGUCCUGCUGUGAACCUGAGUAAAUAUUAAAGAAAAUAAUAUGUUGUUCAGCAUGUCAGGUUUACACAGUCAAUCAUAUUGGUGAUGUACUUAAGUUCCUGAGUCAAGACGAUAGAGUUAACAUGACAUACUAAUUGUGUUCCUUUGGCAUCACUACAUAAUAUUUGUUAUCAGUUUAUUUCCUCAUAAUGAACACUAAAAGUUUUGCAUAAUUUCAUUCCACAUAUUUGUCAUCAUUGAAUUUGUCUUGAUAUUACUGGUAACGUCAUCAUAAUCCACAUACUGGUAAUGAGAGUUUGUGUAUUUAGACCGAUUGUUACCUAAUAAGACACUGAAAUUAUUGACCAAACUCUAUUAAUCAAGUGCCACAAGAACAUUGGUAAAACACUCAUCAUUAUUUAUUUUGUUAGAUUGAAAAAAUAGAUAUAUUUUCUUCAUUCAUUGUAGCUUCCAACACACAAAAAACAGGAGAUUAGGUCCUAGAGCAGGGCUGGGGAACCUAUGUGUCCAAGGUGGCACAUGGGAGUGAUUAGUUUUUUUAUACAAUGAGAAGUGUUGGCCUGGUGCUGGCUGGGGGAUCAUGUGACUGGACAAAUGUUUUAAAGUCCCUGCCGGUAAAAUCAGUAUUCAGGUAGUGGCAGAAGUGAACGGUUGGCAUUGGUUUCGUUCUGCUCGUAGUUGUUGUUCUCUUGUUUGUGAGUGAACAUUGAAUUAUUAUUAAUUUUUUGAACAGGCUUCCUAAAAUGCUUGCCUUUAUUUCAAUCUCCCUCUCUUAUAAUAAUGUAUUCGUAAAACAAAAUGAAUACUAAGUUAAUAAAACAGUACUGCUUUCAUGUACUGUACUGUACUAGGCUCCCUCUCAGCCCCACCCUCUACUGUCCCUUUGGUCCUGAGAGAACCUUUUUGAGCAGCAGAACACCCCCCCCCUUUCCCCCAAAGUCCCUAAUUAUUACCAAAAAGUCAUUAAUUUUGCCUCUUCUGAAGUGUGAGUUAUGAAUAGCAUGUAAUUCCUAAACUGCCCCAUGUAAAACAUUCACAAGCAUUAAUGGUUGCCUAAACAGACUUCUUAAGAAUACUUUCAAGCUGCUACUCUCUUCUCUCUCCAUAAUAACUUUGUAAAAUAUCAAUAAAUUAUAUAUUAGUUAUAAUUAUAAUAUAAUAAUAAUAUAUAAAAUAUUAAUGAUAUAAGGUUAAUAAUGAUACCUGUAAUUUGUUGCUCAAAAUUCUCAUGGGCAUGUGAGAUAAUUUUUCAGACAACUAUCGACAGUUUGGGCGCACACUAGAAAGUUCACCAGUCCUGUUCUAGAGGAACAUUAUGUUUUAGGGUGAAUGAUGUAAAUAUUGUGACUUUAAGGAAGAUUCUGGUGAUUUUGUGUACAUGUGACUGUCUUAAAUAUUAAAGGAAUAAUUAUGUACAGGAUAAUCCUUACUAGAUGUGGCUAUCACUUUUCUAGAUACAAAUGGCUGUCCUAAUUAUUCUACUCUACCAACACAAUUCAUGAAUAAGAUAUAGGAAAUUCUGGUCCACCGAGUAGUGAGCGGGAAACUUCUUGUAAGAAUAAGUCAUUUCUUGGACAAUUUUAAGAAAUUAUCUAUGACUUUGGGCAACUUUACAUUUCCUUUCACAUAAACUAUAUACUUUGAUUAUUCAGUCUCUAGUAAAUUGGACAGUGUAUUAUGGUCAUUUUUUGUUGUGUGGUGAAUUGUAUAGAUUCAACAAGAGGCCAGACUUGUGUUAGUUACAUCUUCACCUCACUGUAGUGCCCCUUAAGUCUGGUCAUGUUACUGUAGUGUUAAUGUCACUGUUGUGCUCUCACUAUUUUCUCUCAUCCUAACUGAAAAUGACUGACUUCUGCACCUUGAGGAGUAAUGUGUAGUGUGUGAGAGGAAAGUACUCCUUAAUGGGAUGGGUGUGCCUCAUAUGUUGCUCCUGUAUGGAAAAUGAACCUUAAAUUGUUUGUUAUAAUCUUGGAUGUAACUGUAACUGUUGUGGUUGCAUGCCAGUGUGAUGACUUGUGCUUCACCUGAAUAUUUAUUUGUUGUGCUGUGUAUGUUGAUCACCAUGUAGGAUUAAUUAUAUUUCCUGCAUCAAUCUGUUAACAAUCAAGGUUUUGCUUCAUCUUGUGACUAGGAACACAAGCUAAGGAUGCAUUAUUUAUUGUUUAUAAAGAACAUGAGAGUAUCAGAAGAAAGAAAUAAAAAUCCCUGGAAGUAAUUACAAUAGAGUAAUACUGUACUGUACUGUGACAAGUGACCUUAUUCUUAAUUUUAACUUGUAGAUGGAAAUUUAGUUAAGUACCAAUGUGUUGUUGCAUAUUUGAGCUUUCAGGUAAGGUAGUUGAAGCUGGAUCAUAUAUUAAGUAUUGAAGGUUAUAUCCAUCUGUUCAGUGUUGUGUCUGUGAAGAGAACUUAUCAUGAGCAACAACAGCGAAGGCGGGUUAUAUCCCACCUGGUCGGUAGUAGAUCGGGUCAACCAGUUAGUCAGUCUUAGGAUUGAUAUUCGUAGAGCUGACUGAUGCAGGUAAAAACUAAAACGCCUCAUUUUUUACUUUCAUUAUAGAGGAUUAAAGGUUGUUUCUGCAUUAUAACACAAGGAAGGUUAACAAAGAAAGACAGAAUAAUGAAAAAGAUGUAGGAUGUAAUAAUAUGUGAGGUGAAGUCAGAGAGUGGUGGUGGUGGUGAAGCAUUAGUGCCAUAGUUUCAUUUUCACUCUUAAUGGAUGGUGAAGAGUUUGUACUACAGUAGUCGCAACACAGCUCUUUAUUGUAUCCCCAGGUGUACAGGUAUUACUUCUCUUGAUACUUAUAUUGUCUCAUUUCAUCCAAAGGUUAUCUUGUUAAGGUGAGAGAUGAACAAGGAUGAUGCUUCACUAUUAGUUUGUAUAUUGUGGUUCUUUUGUAACAAGAAAAACACAAUUUGUGAUUAAUUUGUUUGUGCUAAAAUAUCUAUCAAAUAUAAUUAUAUCUUGUUCUUGUUGCUAUGCAUGCAUAUUAUUUAAAGACUGAUACACACUAAAGGUUCUUUUGGUGGACCAUUGAACCAUCAUCAUAAUAGUCUAUUUCCCUGAGCUGUAUGGUGCAGCAGUAUAAUUUAGCAGUUCCUGUAAAAUCACUUGUUUCUGUGUGGAGGUGUUACCCUCACCGUUGUUGGUCUACAGUUAUAUUAUUUGAUGGUAAUUAACAUAAACAGAACUGAACAAUUAUAACAAAUAUGAAACUGCAUGUAGUAUUGACUUAACAAUUCUCCCUUAUGUGUCGACUGUAAGGUCACCUACAGUACAGUACAGUACAUCUAGGAACAGGGUUAAGGUUACAGAGACAAGUUCAGGUCUGUUGAAACGUAGCCUUAUGGCCACUGGGUAUGUGUUUAGUUUACCAGUGGAGCUCUUUGCAUAUAUUUAUACUGUACAUUAUAUAUAAUGUAUACUAUAAUUACAGUUUGCAUUAAGUAUGUAGAACUUUAAUUAUUCACAAUGACGAGAGAUAAAGUGUUUCAUAUGUAUAAUUUCUAUUUGUGAGGGAUUUUAUUUAAUUUUGUCUACAGUACUGUAGAACAUUACUUCACUGUGAUUCUGCAUCUUGUCAGUGUUGAGGAGAAGUUUGUACAGUAUAAUGUGUGGUGGUUGUGCAGUGUGAGGUACUGUACAGAUUUAACAGCAUGUACUUCUGGGUCGGGUUCAUCCACAAAUCAUGAAUUGUAUUUUGAAUGACAGCGAUAAGUUCAGUGUUAUCAUCUUCUUCAGCACCUCUUCAGUAGAUACAGUAUUGUAUUUACAGUAUAGUCUUAUCAAGCAUUAAAAACCUAUAUAAUUUUACAGUGUACAGUAUAUAGGCAUAUUACUUUGAUCCACUUAAUGUAUACUGUAAUUGAUUGCAAGUGAGGAAAGAUUUUUGGUGCAGCCUUAUCCAUUAAUCUGACUUACAACAAGCAUGUCUCUCAGCUCAGACUGUGUCAUACUGUACAAUAUAUCUGAGUGAGUGGAGUGUAGGAGUUGUCCAUCGUACCUACAUCUGUAUACAGAGGACACUGCUCAUUACAGUCAACCCUUCCAUUACCAGACUAAUUCUUGCAAGCCCUGUCCAUUUUUGGGAGGAUUCUGUUAUUGAGAAUAUCCACUAUCGGCAGGGUUUACUUUAUUGGGAAGUCUGUUUUUGAGAGGGUUUACUGUAAUCAAUAUUGCUUCUGUACUCAUUUAUCUUCGUACUCCAGCAGCAGUACGUGAUAUCCAAUCCCUUCUUAUUUCGCCUCGCACCUAACCUGAUCUUGUGAGUGUUGUUCUCUCCUCAUUAAUUCAGAGUAAUAACAUCAUUUUUCCUGCUUCUGAUCUCCAUUGUAUUGUAGUUUAUCAAGUUUUCUCCACACACUUUAAUCAUCAGUUCAUCAUGACAUACACAAUAUUGAUACAGUAACACAUUAUUAUUAUUUUUCUUGGCUAGUAUUGAUGACUGACCCGCCGACACAUUAUUUGUUUUGAUGUUGUUUUCUUAUUGUAUUUUCAUCAGUCAGUUCUGAUAUGAUAAUCAUUUCUUUGGAAAAUGAUUUGUACGGUAGACAAUUAGGCGCCUAGGGGCACACUACUUUGUCUUCUUGGCGGUAAUAUGGUUGUAACGCUGUAUCGCCAAGUGUAAACAGCCAAUAAUUAUAUUGAUGCAUUUCAAAACUCACUGUCGCUCUCUGAUCAAUGGCAGUUGCCAGUGUACGUUUAUGAGCCACAUGUUUUCACGCUUAGGAAGUUAGGUAAGGUUAGAUAGUUUCUUGGGUAGGUCGGUGAGGUCUUCUAACAAUGCUUUUACCGCUUGUUUUUCUCAUCAACUAAGGUUAGGUUCGGUUUAAUUAAAAAAUAACCACUUUUUAACACAUUUGCCCAAACUAUGACAGUGUCCAAUAUGAGUCACAGUGAAAUUGCAGCGUUUUAAAUUCGUUUUCUACGAAUAAUCGGCGGCGGGUCAGUCGUCAAUAAUUACCUUUUUAUUCUUCAUAUUUUACUAUCGUGCAGAAAACAAUUGCAUUCCAUUAAGUUAACUUUUCUUUGCCACUAAAACUGUAUAGCCAUCACUUCCCCUCUGGAUUAGUUUUAAGUUAAGAUAUAAACAAUGGAAGUACAAUACAGUCAAAACAAAAACUCCUAAAUCCUGUUUUUAUUGAGCCCAAAUUUUAUCCACAAAGCAUAAGAAUAUUCUCACAGGUGUAGUGUAUAUAAUGCCUCAUCACAGGUGUUGUAUAGGUGAUGAUGAUGUAUGUUGAUUUAUUAUUAUUGUCUUAGAGUUUAUAUAUAAAGUAUUAUUGAGGUGUAGUGAUACAUCUAGUCCAAUAAAUUGAUUAUUAUCUAUAUAUA
Homarus americanus (American lobster) is the source of this 7098-nucleotide messenger RNA. RefSeq names its product cell cycle control protein 50A-like (gene CDC50). Gene Ontology annotation, cellular component: Golgi apparatus; endoplasmic reticulum; plasma membrane. The record is from RefSeq and is a predicted model, not a curated record. The coding region runs from base 170 to 1270 and encodes 366 amino acids. The transcript is spliced from 7 exons. NCBI's taxonomy places the organism in Eukaryota, Metazoa, Arthropoda, Malacostraca, Decapoda, Nephropidae.